CCAUCAUCUUUUUCUCAAAUCACUAUUUGACCCAUCUCCUCAUUGUCACUACCACCACAAAGUCACUUUUGUGCACACACACUCACACCUACUCUCUUCUCCUAUCUUCUUCUAUCAUUCAUCUCUACUUAUUCAUACACACUUAAUUCAUAUCUGGAAACUACAAGUAAUUCAUUCCGGGUUUUGUAACUUCAAUUAUAAGUUUUAUGUCCAUUGGUAAUGGCUCCUAAAGCUGGGAAAACAAAACCACACAAGAGUAAAGGAGAUAAGAAGAAGAAGGAAGAGAAAGUUUUGCCUAUUGUCAUCGAGAUAAGUGUUGAAACACCAGACGAAUCCCAAGUGACUCUCAAGGGGAUCUCUACGGACAGAAUCUUAGAUGUGAGGAAGCUCUUAGCAGUCCAUGUUCAGACAUGCCACUUCACCAACUUCUCCCUCUCUCACCAGGUGCGUGGCGCUAGACUUAAAGACUCCGUUGACAUCGUAUCACUCAAACCCUGCCACCUCACCAUCGUCGAAGAGGAUUAUACGGAGGAGCAAGCCACCGCGAACAUACGGCGGCUCCUCGACAUCGUCGCGUGCACCACCGCCUUCGGUUCAUCAAAAUUGCCGGUAACUCGCUCAUCUCCCAAGGAACCAGGUUCGAGCGAGGAUGCCGGUGAUUCAGGCUCCAAUCUCAGCCCUAAACCUAACGAAUCGGAGAAGAAACUCGUCGGAGGAGGCUGCGAAGCUUCUCAGGCGGCGGAAGGAGUGGAUAAGGGCGAAAUCAACAUGUGUCCACCGAUUCGUCUUGGUCAAUUUUACGAAUUCAUCUCCUUCUCCCACCUCACUCCACCGAUCCAAUAUAUCAGAAGGUCUGUUCGUGCUUUGAUUGAAGAUAAAGGAGUAGAUGAUUUGUUCCAAAUCGAUGUUAAAGUUUCAAGUGGAAAGCCUAUCACUGUUGUUGCUUCAAGAAAAGGUUUUUUCCCAGCUGGGAAGCAGCAGCUUCUGUGUCAUUCUUUGGUUGAGCUGCUUCAACAGAUAAGCAGACCAUUUGAUGCGGCUUAUGAUGCUCUUAUGAAAGCUUUCAUUGAGCAUAAUAAAUUUGCGAACCUUCCUUAUGGUUUCCGGGCAAACACUUGGGUCGUUCCUCCGGUUGUUGCGGAUUGCCCUUCUACUUUUCCGUCACUUCCAGUGGAGGAUGGGACCUGGGGAGGAGACGGCGGUGGGGCGUGCCGGGAUGGUUUGUAUGAAGGAAGAAAGUGGGCAAUGGAUUUUGCGGUUUUGGCAGCGAUGCCUUGUAAAACAUCUGAAGAGAGACAGGUUCGAGAUAGGAAGGCCUUUCUACUACACAGCCUAUUCGUCGAUGUGUCAGUUUUCAAGGCAGUGGAAAUAAUAAAGAAUUUGGUUGAGAGUAAUCAAUGCUUUUCGAAGGAUCCUGCUGCGUUGGCUAUCCAUGAAGAAAGAGUAGGUGAUUUGAUCAUAAGGGUGACUAGAGAUGAUCCUGAUGCGAGUGCCAAGCUUGACAGAAAGAGUGAUGGGACUCGGGUUCUAGAGAUCUCUCAGGAAGAACUUGCACAGAGGAAUUUGCUUAAAGGGAUCACUGCUGAUGAGAGUGCGACGGUUCAUGAUACGUCUACCUUGGGUGUGGUGGUUGUCAGACAAUGUGGUUUCACAGCCAUUGUAAAGGUUGCUGCUGAAUAUAGCUUGGAAGGGGGCCAAAUCCCAGAGGAUAUAGACAUCGAAGACCAAUCAGAUGGAGGUGCAAAUGCACUGAAUGUUAAUAGCUUGAGAACUCUAUUGCACAAGUCGUCUACCCCUUCAGGAAUACCGCAGAGAUCACCGAAUGCUGACUCAGAACAAAUACGUGUUGCUAAGUCCCUUGUGAGGAAAGUAUUUGAGGAUAGUAUUCAAAAAUUGGAGGCUGAACCCUCAAGAAAUACCAAGCCUAUAAGGUGGGAAUUAGGAGCCUGUUGGGUGCAACAUCUGCAAAAUGAAGCUUCAAGUAAAAGUGAGUCUAAGAACACUGAAGAUGCUAAACCUGAACCACCUGUUAAGGGUCUUGGAAAGCAAGGUGCACUGCUAAAGGAGAUAAAAAGGAAGAUUGAUGUGAAAGCUAACAAGACUGAACAGGGCAAGGAUUCUCUUGCUAACACGGUUGAAAAUGACAAUAAAUCAGAAACCGAGGAUCAGAAGGAACUUGAGAAACAAAAUGAGGAAAUGGAAAAGAUGUGGAAAGAACUGGUGACAGAAGCUGCAUAUCAGCGUCUUAAAGAAUCAGAAACUGGAUUUCAUCUCAAGUCACCCAGGGAGCUGAUUGAAAUGGCCCGCAAAUACUACACUGACACCGCUCUUCCGAAACUGGUUGAGCUGGCUGAAAAGCUCCCUCAUGUGCAAUCCCUUUGUAUUCAUGAAAUGAUUGUUCGGGCAUACAAGCAUAUACUGCAGGCUGUUGUAGCAGCUGUUGAAAACACUGCUGAUUUGGCCAUUUCAAUAGCAUCAUGCUUAAAUGUUCUAUUGGGAACACCGUCUGACACUGAGAGUGAAUAUGAUGAGAAGAUAAAAUGGACUUGGGUUGAAACGUUCAUGUCCAAGAGGUUUGGGUGGGACUGGAAGCAUGAAGGUUGCCAGGAACUGAGAAAAUUCGCCAUUCUUAGAGGACUGUCACACAAGGCUACCAUUUAUCAGCAGAAAGCACUUGACAUAAAUGAAAGGGAACUUGGACUUGAUCACCCAGACACAAUGAAAAGUUAUGGCGACCUGGCUGUCUUCUAUUAUCGUCUUCAACAUACAGAGUUAGCUUUGAAGUAUGUUAACCGUGCAUUGUACCUUCUGCAUCUAACAUGUGGACCGUCACAUCCAAAUACUGCUGCCACUUAUAUUAAUGUAGCGAUGAUGGAAGAAGGUUUGGGGAAUGUCCAUGUGGCUCUAAGAUACCUUCAUGAAGCGUUGAAAUGUAAUAAGAGACUACUUGGAGCUGAUCAUAUCCAGACUGCAGCAAGCUACCAUGCCAUUGCUAUCGCUCUUUCGCUGAUGGAAGCAUACUCCUUGAGCGUGCAACAUGAGCAGACCACUCUACAGAUUCUACAAGCAAAAUUAGGCCUUGAGGAUCUUCGGACACAGGAUGCGGCUGCGUGGCUUGAGUAUUUUGAGUCUAAAGCUCUGGAACAGCAAGAAGCUGCGCGAAAUGGUACUCCCAAGCCAGACGCCUCUAUUUCCAGCAAAGGCCAUCUCAGUGUAUCAGACCUGCUGGAUUAUAUUGCCCCGGAUACCGAUCUUAAGGCAAGGGACGCCCAAAGAAAAGCUCGCCUGAAGGUCAAGGGAAGACCAGGACAAAGUCCAGCACCUGUGUCAGAAGAAACUCAGAAAGAUGAUGAAAUUCCGACUCCGACUCCUGUCACUGGAGAGAGUUCAAGUGAUAAAGAGAAUAAAUCCGAAGCAAAAUCUGAAGAAACAAAAGUUGAUAAACGUGAUACGAAACCUCAGGAUCAGCUGACGGUGGUUAAGCUAGAAUCCACGGUCCAAGAGGAUGACUUCUCUGACGAAGGAUGGCAAGAAGCUGUCCCGAAAAAUCGUUAUCCUUCUGGGCGUAGAACCCGUCCCAGCCUGGCAAAGCUGAACACAAGCUUCACAAACGUGAACCAGCAGACAUCAAAAAGCAGAGGAAAACACACCAGUUUCGCGUCCCCUAGGACUAGUCCAAAUGAGAUUUCGAUAUCUGCUGCUGGUUCUACUUCCCAGCACACGAAGAAGGCUUUGAAGAGCCCUAGUUUGAAUAGAAAGCAAAACAGUUCCAAUAUAGCGGGAGAAAAGCCAGUUAGCAAUAAAUCAGCCACCGAACAGAUCAACAAGCCAACUCCUAUAGUGAGUCCUGUGACUGUCCAGGCUGGAAAACUGUUUUCCUAUAAGGAGGUUGCACUGGCACCCCCUGGAACAAUAGUGAAAUUAGUUGCGGAGCAGUUGACAGAAGAAACGACUGCCCCAGAGACUUUGGACACGGUCGAAGUUGAAAUAGAUGGUCCUGAGAAAGUUAAGGCUGAGGAGGAUGAGAGUGAAGAUAAGCAUGUGGAUACAGGAAAAGAAGCGAAAUUUGCUGAUAGCAACGAACAAGAAGGGGUUGCUAUUGGUGGAUCAAAGUUGAUGAGUUCGCCAGAGGAUAUCAAGGCUGAAAAGACAGCAGAAAAAGGAUCUCCAACAGAGACAGCGGUUUCAGAUGCAAGUCAAGGAGUAUCUGAAAGUGUACAAACAGCAAAAGAUUCAAAUGGAAGUGAACCAGUAAUCGGAGUGAAGCAACAGAAAGAUGCAUCUGGUGCUGAAACGAAAGCAGUAGAUGGUGAAACUGAACAUCUCCUUAAUGGAGAAUCAAGCCCGAAAUCAUCAGUAGUUGCAGAUGGAGAAAAGCAAGAAGCAUGCGAGGCACAAAAAGAGAUGAGCAAGAAGCUCUCUGCUUCUGCACCUCCCUAUACCCCGACGACCAUUCCAAUUUUUGGAUCAAUUACAGUUCCAGGAUUCAAAGACCAUGGGGGAAUCCUUCCCUCCCCAGUGAAUAUCCCACCGAUGCUUCCUGUAAACCAUGUACGCAGGUCAAUUCCUCAUCAGUCUGUAACAGCUCGUGUUCCCUAUGGGCCUAGGCUCUCGGGUGGUGGUUACAACCGAUCUGGAAACAGGGUUCCUCGUAACAAGCCAAUCUUCCCCACUAGCACUGAGUCUAAUGGCGAGGCUAAUCUGUUCAUUGGCCCAAGAAUAAUGAACCCUCAUGCGGCUGAGUUCAUACCGAGUCAACCAUGGGUUUCUAAUGGAUAUCCAGUGUCACCAAACGGCUAUCUGGUAUCACCAAAUGGGACGGAAAUAACACAGAAUGGCUACCCGUUGUCGCCGAUAGCAGGUACAUAUCCGUCCGCACCGCCUCAGAAUGGACAUAGUAUACCUGCACCAGUGGCUUUAGAGGAGUUACCUGGUACUGAAAGCCUUGAGGAGACGAGUGGUGGUGAAGAAGAGAGCAACAACGAGAAGAAAGAUGCAGAGGAUGAAGAAGUCAUUGCACAAGAAAGUAAAGAAACACCUGAAAAUGGACACUCGGCAGUAGGUGAAGAGAAACCCAUAGAACAAGAGAUAUCUGAUGAGAAUUGA
Messenger RNA from Eruca vesicaria subsp. sativa (arugula), 5106 nucleotides. The record is from the annotation of a GenBank genome assembly. NCBI's taxonomy places the organism in Eukaryota, Viridiplantae, Streptophyta, Magnoliopsida, Brassicales, Brassicaceae.